Molecule: messenger RNA, 3051 nt
Organism: Schizophyllum commune H4-8
Lineage: Eukaryota; Fungi; Basidiomycota; Agaricomycetes; Agaricales; Schizophyllaceae
Exons: 7
Coding region: 406-2769 (787 amino acids)
Source: RefSeq, a predicted model, not a curated record
UGACGUGGCGUCCGGGCCGGACAAUUGUCAAGCUUGUUCUUGGUUCGAACCGUCAUGCCGACCGUUGGGAUACUGCGUUGCCAGCCUCGCGUCCGUCCGCCAGGUUAAGCACAUUUACGUCCUCCUCGUGCUUCUGUGCAAGUCAAUCACUACGCUACUGAAUUGCGCUCGCCGUGGACAUGGCGUAGCCUCCAUCAUUUUGUGCCUCAAUUCGGAACGGGGCGCUUACUCCCGGCCGUCAUCGUGCCCCAGGUUCCACGUCGAACGCGCUCAACGCAGGCAGCGAACCACACGGAUUGACUUCCUCCGUAGACCUCUCCUUUCCUCCGCGAGUCACUGCUCCACGCGCGGCGUCUAUAUCUCAAUUCUCCGGGUUCCUGCUAGUCGCAUACGAUGGUGUCAAACAUGGCGGCACUCAACGACCGCGACGAUCUCACCGACACUCGGGAGUGCCACUCUCCCGAGUUGCUUCUGGUCGAUCCACCGGCCCCUAGGCAUGCAUCUAUGGUCGAAACCUAUUUCGGUGCGCACUCGCAAGGCACGUCCAAUCAUGCCUCAGGCGACGGAACUCCGCCUACGGCGGCGCUGUCGAUCGCAGUGUCCUCCGCGACGAUAUCAGCCGUCAAUUCCGACGCCCCCUCAGAGGCCAACCUUGACACUCUCUCGCGCAACAUCGCCACGCUGAAGCGCAACAUCGAGAUCCACAAGCGCCGAAAUCAAAAGCUCGCUAGACGUGUCGAGGAGCUUGAGGGACAGAAGGAUGAAGCGGACGCGCAGUGCGAGACACUGGAGAAGGAGCGGGAUAAGGUGACGAGGGGGAGGGACGCAUGCGUGGCGAGAUCGGAUACACAGGACACCGUGCGGAGGGAGAUCGAUGCGCUGCGCUUGGAACUUGGGAGGAUCAAGCGCGCACUGGGUGACGCUGAAGAGGACCGAAACGAGCGUGUACGGGACGCGCAAGCGCUCAAGCUCGAUCUCGACGCGAAGGCGGUGGAACUGUGCCAGAAUGAAGGGGAUUUGCGAAGGCAACGCGCGGAGCUGCGGGAGAUGGGCGACGAUCUGGAGGACAAACGCACCGAGUUGCAUACAUUGCGCACUGCGCUAGCGCAGUCUCAGGACGCGAGGAAACGAACCGAAGAGGACAGAACGCGCGUCGAGGGCAAGCUUUCGCAAUCCAACACCGCUCGGGAGGUGCUCAGCGUGCGCGCUUCUGCCGCCGAGGCCCACGCCAUCGCAGCCGAAGCGCGCGCCGUUGACGCAGAGGAACGCGCCGACAACGCCCUCGAGCGCGUCGCUGAGGCGGGGGCAAUCGCGCUCUCCUCCAGUGCUCGCGCAUCAGACGCCGAAUCUGUCGCAACCGCUGCUGAAGCACGUGCGGCUGCCUGCGAAGAGCGCGUCGCCCUCGCACAAGAGCGCACCAUCAUCGCAGAGACUCAGGAAGCUGCUAUCGCCGAGGAACUGCGCGUUGCGAAGGACGCGCUUGAAGCCGCGGAAAUGCAGGCGGCGCGCGCAAUCACGGACAAGCAAGAGAUGCUGCAAUCUCUGCAGGUCCGGUCCACCGAGCUCGCCUGCAUCCGAGAUGAGCUUGCACAGUCCACGGAUGAGCUCGCUCGAGCGCACGCGGAAAUCGAGGAGACCAAGGUCGAGCUAGCUGGGAAGGAGAUGGCGAGGCUUGAGAUGCAGGCCCAUUUCGUGGACCUGCGGGACAGAUUCGCCGAGAUCUCGUGCAGGCUGGGGGUCCCACACUCGGCGCCUUCAAAGGAAUCAUCGCCUUCUAGGUCUCUCUCUUCGGCGCGCACGGUAGCGCCGUAUUCGGCUUCGACAUCGGCUCCUCCGUAUACUGCGCGUGUAGCGUCACCUGUAACUCUGGCAAGGGUCGCGGCAUCUUCACCCUCACUCACGACUCCGAUGCUAGCGCAUCCUUCUUUCUCCAUGACUCGUCCCUCCUCCGUAUCGGCCAGCUCGACGGGCUUAACAGCGACAGACCCGAGGGAUGAUCCUUCCUCUGGUGCGAGCGUAGAACCUCAUUCUGCUCAUUCGUCGCGCGCUCCUACAAAGGUCCCUGCAACACUCCGGCCAAUCGGUGGUCCUUGCCUCGAGGGAGAGGACGAUGCGGUGGAAUCGCACCUCUCGCUGAGUCGUGGCUCUGCCGACGACGACGACGGUACAGUACGAGGUCAUCACUCGCGCAGUCCGUCAGCGUCCAGAACCUCUGUCCGCCAGCAAACCGGCUCCGAUGUCCCCUCUUUAUCGUCGUCACUUGACGAUGCUUCAGCUCCAAGCGAGUCGGAGGCCCCGCUCGGCCAGAACGGCGUCGACGAGAAGUCCUCGUCGCCGAAGCGGCCCAGACAACGCCCCUAUAGCCCAAAUGCAGUCGAUGUAUCGAGUAUCUCAACGAACAAACGGCCUCGACGAACGCGCAGCUCAAAAGGCUUCCCUCCUACGAGCACCUCCAGCUUAGGCCGUACGCCAUUGUCUGACAGACGACCUCGGUCGUCGCGGAGAGCGACGCGCGGCGAUAUUAAGCCUGUGCCUUGGGAGACCUUGAAGCCCAAAGUGCGUGAGGUUUCGACGAAGCCAAGGAAAGAUACGAGGACCGGAGAGCUAGGCUCAUCUGCAGGGUCGUCCGUUGAUGAACGAGGAGCGCGCAGGUGUGGGCAGUGUGAGCGCACCCAAGAUCACCUUACGAGCCCGCGAUGGCUCCCCGGACCUCUAGGUCCGGCGUCUAUAUGUCAGAUAUGCUGGCGCAAUAAUCGCAAGAACACCUGAGCGUGUCCCCUUCGGGGUGACAUACGAAAAUUUUGGAACGAUAAAGAACACUUGAGCGUCGGCGAAUUGGGGAAUACCGGCACAGGCGAGCGGACGUUGCGCCCGUACUAAGAUCCCUCUUUCCCUCAUGUGAACUCGACAUACAUGUACCUCAUCUUGAUCUGGCCUCACUUUCUUGAUCCCUCAUGAAGCAUUGCCUGCGUUCCAUGAUCAUUUGUACCUCAUGUAUCCAACUAGUAGAAGCUCAUCCGAGCACAAAUAUGACAAGUUGUCUUGCUACCU